UAGAGACAUUUUAUAGUAAAAUCACAUGCAUGUUGGCAGGCCAGAAGCAGAAGAUCACCUUGAUAUAAAGCUCAUCUAACAAGAUGCUCCAUAGCCUCCUGGUCUAAACGUGGGAUGUGGAAGUGACAGUGUGAUUUGGAGGAAGACUGUGAGAGGAGUGUAAGAAGUUUAAUAGGGCUGCACUGAUCUGAUGAACAGGGAAGCUUGUCAUGCGGGAAUCAAUGGAGGAGGAGCCAAUGACUCACCCUGGACAUGAUGAAAAUGAUGUAGGUCUGGCUCAGAUCUUGGCAGAAGUGGUAGAGGAAGUGAGACUGUCCAUAGACAGAGAUAUUAAUGGUGCUGAUCUUCUGUACAGUCUCCUCCGUGCUCCCUGGCUCUAUUCUCUCCUCAGGGUAUAUGAGUGUCUAGUGCUGCACAGUCGAGAUGCCCCAAGACCAUACAUGCCUUACUCCUCAAGACUAUCUCAAGAGAUUAUGGCCAGUGUGCGAGGACUGGCUGCUCCCUCCUCUGAGGCACAGGAACUUUAUCUUUUGCUGAAAUACCCUCAUAUGCAGGCUUUGCUCUCUGCCCAUGAUUCAGUGGCUCAGAGGGACUAUGGUCCAGUGUUGCCGCCCCUUCCUGACAAAAUGCCUGACAAUGAGGAGCCCAUGAGGAUUGUUUGCCUUGUGAAGAACAAACAGCCUUUGGGGGCAACUAUUAGGAAGGAUGAGAAAACAGGGAACAUCUUUAUUGCAAGGGUGAUACAUGGAGGACUGGCAGAUCGCAGUGGACUUCUUCAUCCUGGUGACAAGCUGGUGGAAGUGAAUGGACAGAAAGUGCAAAGACUGCAGCCCGAGCACGUCAUUCAGAUUCUAGUGAGAUCUCAGGGAAAUAUUAUUUUUAAAGUGAUCCCUAAUUCACCACAACCCAUCAACCGCCAAGCAACACUAUAUUUGAGAGCCAUGGUGGAUUACAGUCCUCUGCAGGACCCUACGAUCCCCUGCCCAGAUGCAGGAAUGGCCUUCAGUAAAGGAGACUUGCUGGAGAUUGUAGACCAGAGGGACAGCCGAUGGUGGCAGGCCAGGAAACUCCACAGUGCCUCAUUAUGUUGUGGCCUCAUCCCCUCCACUAACCAGUUCAGAUCUAAGCAAAGAGAGUUGUGGUGGUCUCAACCUUAUCAAGCUCACACCUGCAUCAGACCCUUGAGCCCGAGUGAUGUUGGAGAAGAGGUAACCGAUGAGAUCAAAUACACUGAAACAGAUGAAGAUUUUGAGUUCGUUUCAGAGGAGGGUGAGAAUGGCGAACACAUGCAGGGCUUAUACAUAGCGGGGUUCCGGCACAGUCUGCGUGUGUGGAGGAGGAAAUCGUACCUUAGACAAAAGCCGUCGUGUUAUUCCUGCGGAGUCGGCAUCUGCCAUAACACUUCAGCCAACCUCUAUGAAGAGGUGGUCCACUACCAGCGCCACAUAGACGAUCCCCCUCGUCUCAUCGUGCUCAUUGGUCCAUCGGGAGUUGGUGUAAAUGAAUUACGCAGGAGGCUAAUCAAAAUCAACCCUAAUACGUACCAGGGACCAAUAUCUCACACAACACGUCCCCAAAAUAUGGGUGAGAAGAAUGGCCGUGAAUAUCAUUUUGUGUCCAAGGAAAUCUUUGCACACAUGGUGGUUAAUUACAAAUUCCUCGAGUAUGGAGAGGAUAAUGGUCACAUGUACGGCACCAGCUUAGACUCAGUCAAAGAUGUUUUGGACAAUGGGAAAAUAUGUGUUAUUGACCUUGAACCUAAUUGCAUUAAUUCAGUCAGAACCAAGCAGCUGAAGCCCUACAUCAUAUUUGUGCGGCCUCCGUCCCCUGAAUGCAUGAGGCAAACAAGAAAAGACCCACAUUUUAUUGCCAACAGCUACAUUAAGAGAUACUUUCAUGAUAAAGACUUUGAGGAGAUCGAGGAAGCAAGCAGGGCCAUGGAGGGCAAGUACCGUCAGUUCUUUGACUGCGUGAUUGUGAACGACGAUCUGCAAGAUUCAUGCAUGGAUCUGUUCACAGCUAUACAACAUGCUCAAGAAGAACCACAGUGGGUUCCUGCCAGCUGGUUUGUUCCUGCUCAUCCAUGACACACAUUGGAACAAAGCAGGGAAUUUUGUAUCGUUAAAACGAAUGUAAAAGAACUGAAUUUCAAAAAAGCAAAUGCCUUUGUGAGUAGUUUAGUCCUUGAGUAAAAUCUAUGGUUUCACUAGAUCUAAAUUGUUUCUAUCUUGAAAUCUAUAGUUUUUUCUAGUGAUUUAAACUGUUUACACUGGCGUAAAAAGAACUUUUAAAAAGUGUUAGCUACAUGAAGAAACGUAAAUGCAACAAUUUUUUUGUCCAGCAAGAACAGUCACAUGCGGUUGUUUCUCCAACUUUAUUUUUGUCUUAAGUUAAUCGUUUAGCCUUUUCCAAUAAACAUUUUGUGGUGUGGUAGAUUAUGUCUUUACUUAUAAACAGAAGCCUUGGUUUUUAAUAAAUGUAAUGUUUAAAACUAGCCUAGUGGAUGGAGGAAAAUAUUUUUUGUUGAUUUUUUAAAGAAUAUACCAAAGACAUUUUAACCAAAGACAUUUUAACUCGCUUUAGAGAUAUUUAUGAAUCUCCUCUUUCUGUCAUUCAUUAAGCAUCUCUUAUCAUAUUAUUAUUUGGCUAUAGCCUACCUAUUUUGUUGGCAUGUCAUCUUAAGAGUUUUAUAUAUUGAAAAAAAAAAGGAUCUCUUUUAAAAAAUAAAUCCAUUUUAAA
Messenger RNA from Pimephales promelas (fathead minnow), 2739 nucleotides. NCBI's taxonomy places the organism in Eukaryota, Metazoa, Chordata, Actinopteri, Cypriniformes, Leuciscidae. The record is from RefSeq and is a predicted model, not a curated record.